AUGGACACAGUUGCGCUCCAGGCCAUGAUCCGGAGCUGUGGCCACGCCAAGGAUUUGGCGCAAGCGCGCCGGCUCCACGCCUUGGUCGUCCAGCAGCACCAAAAUCAAGAUCACCAGCAGCAAGUGCGCUUCCACUUGAACCUCCUCAUGGAAAUGUAUGGCAAGUGUGGAAGCGCCGACGAUGCGGCGGCCAUCUUCUCGACCCUGCCUCGCCCCAAUCUCUUCUCCUGGACAAUCCUCCUCACGGCAUUUGCCAGAAACGGGCAUGUCCUGCAGGCGCGAGAGGUGUUUGACGCAAUGCCCAGGCGCGACAUUGUGGCCUGGAACGCGCUUCUUGCAGCAUCUUCGUCUACAGAUCGCCUUGAACAAGCUGAGAAAGUUCACUCGAAAAUGCCGCAUUGGAACGCAUCUUCAUGGAAUGCCCUCGUUGCAGCAAAUGCCGAGGCUGGGCAUUUGUCUCAGGCAGCAAAGCUGCUCCACGCUAUGCCCCAGCCGAACACGAUCUCCUGGACAGUUAUGAUGGGAGCCUACGCGCGCGCCGGGAUAACGGAUCUCUCUGUGGCCAUCUUUGACGAGUGCAUUCCCUCGGGGCGCGACGUGGUGGCCUGGAACGCACUGGUAAUGGCAUAUGCCGCGGCGGGGCAAGACGGGCAUGCCGCGCGGACCUUCGGCUGCAUGCCGUGGCACGACCAGGUGGCCUGCAACGUCAUGCUGCACGCCCACUGCGCGGCGGGCAGGAUGGGCGACGCCGCGCGCUUCUUCCACACGGCCAUGCUGACGCACGACACGGUGUCGUGGAACGUGCUGCUGCACGGGUAUGUGCGGCUGGGUCAGCUGGAGGAUGCCCAGCGGGUGUUUGACGCCACGCCGCGCAAGGACGCCGCGUCAUGGACCGCCAUGCUUACCGCCUACGGCUCUGCGGGGCGCGUGGAUACCGCACGGCGUCUGUUCGACGCCAUACCGCGCGGCACGCGGACUGUCAUCACCUGGAACUCGAUGCUCGGCUUCUUUGCCGACAACGUCGCCACCUUCACGUCCUUCCGCCAGAGGAUGCCCGCUUGGGAUACAACCACUUGGAACGUCACUGUGGCUGCGCUUGCUCGCGCUGGACAGCUCCAACAAGCAAUGGAAAUGUUUGAAUCGACACCACAAAAGAACCAGCUCUCUUGGAAUGCUGUUGUUGCAGCAAAUGCCCAAGCCGGGCAUCUGAAUAAAGCCGAACAGUUUUUGGCUCUCGCCCCGGCUCCCACUACUAACACCUGGAAUGGCCUUAUUGCCGGCUAUGCCCGCCACAGCCACACCACUACCGCGUUCCACCGCUUCCGUGACAUGCUACUGUGCGGCAUACCGCCCGAUAACAUUACCUUUGUGUGCUUGCUGGUGGCAUGCAGCCACGUCGGGCUUACCGCCGCGGCAUGCCGGCUCUUCCGCUCCAUGCAAACCGACUGGCAAAUCACUCCCACGCCCGACCACCACAGCUGCAUUGUCGAUAGCAUCGCGCGAUCCGGCCAGCUUGUGCUCGCACAAGAACUUGUCGAGUCACUCCCGCAGUAUCGCCCAUCAGUCGUCUCGCUUGUAUCCGCCACGGCCAUGCAUUGUGACGACAAAGUCUUACAGGGCGUCUUGUCACGCUCCGCUUUCUCUCCUAUCUCCUAUUAUUCAACAUAUAUGUCAGUAUGA
Messenger RNA from Selaginella moellendorffii, 1680 nucleotides. Its product is annotated as pentatricopeptide repeat-containing protein At4g02750. The transcript has a single exon. Lineage: Eukaryota; Viridiplantae; Streptophyta; Lycopodiopsida; Selaginellales; Selaginellaceae. The coding region runs from base 1 to 1680 and encodes 559 amino acids. Gene Ontology annotation, molecular function: protein binding. The record is from RefSeq and is a predicted model, not a curated record.